AUGCAGAUCCCUCAGCUCACGACCUUCGGCCGUUACAUCUCUGUCAUUCCGCUGCUCUCCGUGCUGACGGUAAUGACGAUUAAAGACCCCUUUCGAGUGCUGGCGACGCCACCGCACCGACGCGCGCGAGAAUGGGCGCGCGAGAAUGGGCCACUGCGGGGGCCAGUGGUGCUCUGCCACGUGGAAGAGCAUUCGCGUGGGGGAGCUGGUGCAUGUACGGUGGGACACGGCGGUCCUGACCCUGGCCUGUACCACAUGAGAAUAUUCCACGCCUCACACCAUCUCUCGCCCGUACCUGCCACCGCCAAACAGCUAGCGGACGAGGUGCGGGCAGUGAAGGGCGUGAGCAUGCGCCUGUGCCCGAUGCGAGUCUCUCUGGACCGGGUCAUUCUCACCGCCGCUGGCGCGCUACUGGCAUGCUGGCAGGUGGUGGAGGGCACGGAUCCAACAGAGCUGAGGGACGAGCUCAAGGAGGCUCUGCCGCGCGCUCCCAAGCAGCAGUUGCUGAUUUGCGUGUGUGUUUUGAGUUGA
Molecule: messenger RNA, 531 nt
Organism: Closterium sp. Naga37s-1
Lineage: Eukaryota; Viridiplantae; Streptophyta; Zygnematophyceae; Desmidiales; Closteriaceae
Source: the annotation of a GenBank genome assembly